AGGCAGUCACUUGGAUCACCCUUUCCGGACCACGCUACCGGUCGCCUCUCUGUAACCACGCCUGCUGUUAGUACCCUGGGUUCUCUUAAAAUAUCGGAAUCCAACCCAGUGGCGGCUACCUAUCUCUCAGGCCGGCCCAUUUUCAGCACCGGCGCUGUGACCACUACCACAAUGACCCUGAGUGGCGGCAAGCGACCUAUUGUGCACAAGUAUCACUCUUUUCGAAAAAUUUCCCCAAAAACUGACGACUCGAUGGUUGCUACCGCCACUGCUACCGCUGCUGGAAAGCGCGUGGACUCUGACCCUUCCGGUCCUCAGAAGCCAGUAGGAGGAGGAGGAGGAGGAGGCGGAGGCUUGCAUCCAUCCCAGCUGCUGAAGAGCCUCCUCGAGUGCGGCGGAGCCAAUCGCGAGACAGCCAGUGCGGUUGCUGCCGCAACGACCCCUGGU
Messenger RNA from Dibothriocephalus latus, 447 nucleotides. The record is from the annotation of a GenBank genome assembly. NCBI's taxonomy places the organism in Eukaryota, Metazoa, Platyhelminthes, Cestoda, Diphyllobothriidea, Diphyllobothriidae.